GCCAAGGUGAUAAGGGCAUCUGUGAUGGCAAAGAUGAGGCCAAGCUUUUUUGCAUAUUUAUAGGGAGAGCGGCACAGGAAAGAAGCAUCAGUCUGCAAUCAUCUAUAACACAGACGACAACAGACCCAAACCGAGAGUAAGGAACAAUGCUGAAAGUUGAAUUAUUGUGUGUGCUUUCGUUGGCUCUCUUCGGCCUCGGCUAUGCCAAGACUGUCUCCAAAGAGACCCCAACCCCCACCGUAGAGGAACUGUGCUCCCUGUUGCCCGGUGCCACCAUUCUGCGCCCCAACACCUGCACCAAUUGGGUUAGAUGUCCAGCCACGCCCGAGUCGGACGAAUACGAAGAAGGCUCCUGUGUCAAUGGCCUGUACUUCAACAAGGACAUGGGCUCCUGCGUCUACAAGGAUGAAAUGGAAUGUCCCUACGAGAACAACACCCCCGUCAAGGUAGAACGUUGCAAUGCCAAGAACGAAGGCUCCUUCUUGGCCGAUGAAGAGAACUGCAGCGGCUAUGUUUAUUGCAAGGCUGGUGAAGAGAUUAAGGCCAAUUGCCCAACCCAUAUGGUCUUCGAUCCCAAAAAAACUGAAUGUGUCUAUGCCUCCCAAUAUACCUGUCCCGAACCGAAAAAGGACAAGAAGGCCAAACAAAACCCCAUCUGUUUGUCCCUGCCCAACGAUGUGUACUUUGCCGACAAGCAGGACUGUACCAAAUACAGCCACUGUCUGAACGGUAGUCUCUCGACACAGGCCUGUAACGACGAACAGGCCUGGGAUUAUUUGAAGGGUCUAUGCGUUCCCGUCUCCGAGGUCGUCUGCAUGCCCUCGGCCAAGAAACCCGAACCCGAAGUUCGUGUCUGCUCCCACAAUGGCACCGUUGUCGUGGGACCCGUUUCCGAUGGCGCCACCUGCAGUGGCUAUUAUUUCUGCAAGAAGACCGCCGAUGGCAGCCGCGAUCGCAAACCCGAACACUUCUCCUGCACCAAUGGCCAGUUCUUUGACACCGACACCCUGUCGUGUCGCGACCGUCUGAAUGUCAAAUGUACCUACGAUCGUUGUGAGGCCACCGAAAACAAAUACGUCAAUGUGGCCGGCAACUGCAAGGCCUAUGCCAUGUGCGCCGAUGGCAAGACCGCUGAAACGGGUUUCUGUCCCAGUGACUAUUUCUUCGAUGAACGCUCCCAGGGUUGUACACGUCGGGUAGUUAGCUAUGCAGCCUGUUCGGCCUAAGGAAGAUGAAGUAAAAUUUGUUUGUUUUUCUUUGAUUGCCCCAAAAACAAUUGUCAAAAGUUGGAAUUUUCAAUAAAAGAAAUUGGCAAGUAAUUCCUUAAAAAAAAAAAAAUAA
Musca domestica (house fly) is the source of this 1341-nucleotide messenger RNA. Its product is annotated as peritrophin-44. The record is from RefSeq and is a predicted model, not a curated record. The transcript is spliced from 2 exons. Gene Ontology annotation, molecular function: chitin binding. Gene Ontology annotation, cellular component: extracellular region. Lineage: Eukaryota; Metazoa; Arthropoda; Insecta; Diptera; Muscidae. Bases 147 to 1226 code for a protein of 359 amino acids.